This is a messenger RNA of Emiliania huxleyi CCMP1516, 1900 nucleotides long. RefSeq lists its product as hypothetical. Bases 5 to 1900 code for a protein of 631 amino acids. The record is from RefSeq and is a predicted model, not a curated record. The transcript has 5 exons. Lineage: Eukaryota; Haptophyta; Isochrysidales; Noelaerhabdaceae.
GCAGAUGCGUCGCUGGUUCGCCUCGCUUGCCAUUCUCGGGCUUUCUUCUCCAGCGUCUGCGGGAAACGGCUACUCGCUAAGCUUUAGCCAGCCCGGCUCGGUGGUCGCGACGCGACGGCUCUACCUCGAUCCUGAUGACUUAGAGCUGCGGCGGAUGGCCAGCGGCUUCACCUUCAUGAUGUGGCUUCGCUUCAACGACCUCACUGCGUCGCGGCCGGCCAUCCAUUGGGGCCUUGGAUGCACCUCUGACGGCAACUUUAUGCAGCCGUUCGCCGGCAUUCACGGAGGGUUCCAGCUCGGCAGCAGCGCGCCCGAGCCGUCGGCCGUCGGCAGCGUAGUGGACGCCACGCAGUGGCAUCACUAUGCGCAGAGCUGGAACGCCACGGAUGGCAGGCGCGUUGUCUACGUCGACGGCGUCGAGGUGAGUAGCGACGCGGCCGGUGACGGCGCCGCGUACAUUGGCGGUGCCUUCCUAGACGACGACGCCUUCAUGUACAUCGGGAUGAACGUGUACCCUCAAAAGUGGGGUCUGGACGAAUUCACGCACGGCAACCCGCAGAUGAGCUUUGACGGCGAGAUAGACGACCUCGCCAUCUACGCUGGCCCUCUCUCCAACGAGUCGAUCGCCGCGCGGGCGCGCCUCGCCGGCGAGGACCUGCUAGGCGACGACUGCCUGUUCCUCUACACCUUUGAUGACGCCAGCCUGGACGUUGUCGCCAACCUUGGCCGGGCUGGGGGGAACGAGACAGCCAACCCGUACGAUUUGCGUUUCGCCCAGUUCCCCAAGCCGCCUGGCGCGGAGGACUUGGGCCGCAAAUUCUCGCGCGGUAGCGGCACGUCGGCCGUGCUGCUGGUGGCACCGUCCCGCAUCCCCAGCUCUCGCACGCACGUCAGCUCCGUCUCCGCGCCGAGUGUCGUCUCGGCGCUGCCCGGCGCAAACGUCACCGUCGAGACUGCCAACGGCCCGCGCCAGAUCACGGCUCCGACCGACGGCAGCACGCUCUUCGAAGGCCUUGACGGCCAGCCACUCGAGCUCGCGAUCACGCAGCUCCCUAGGUUAGGCGACCUGUACCCCUACAACGAGACUAGCGGCGCGGCGCAGGAUGGCCCUCCGAUCACGCAGGUCUACUCGACCUUCAACGUCGGCGACUCCGUGUUUGGGCAGUACAUCUCCGCGGUCAUGAGCUCGAGCUCCUUCUGGGGCAAACCUCCGAGCGUCGACUACCACCCACUCGCAGUCAUUGGCAAGCCCGACUGCGGGACCUACGGCGAGUGCUCCACGAGCGGCGAGUGGGUAUCGGACGCGUCGCGCCCGAUCCCGCCCGGCGUGCUUGCCUACCACGAGGUGAACGGCAUCAAGGCGGCGGCGUACGUGAGAAGCUCGGACGAGGUGAAGGGGAUGGUCGACAUCGACUACGUGCCCAUGUACAAGCGCGACGCGGGCGUACUGCGCCGGUGCCUCAUCGACCCUAGCGUCAAGGUUGACGAGGGCGUCUCCGCCUACCCCGGCGGGUGCAAGUUGGUUGAGGGUCUAUCCUCUCCUGACGAGCCGAUCUCUAAGAGCGGGGUGCCCCGGGCUCAGAUUGUCCCUCUAGCCGCUGGCGUGUGGAGCCCGCUCAAGCAGGGGCUGGUCGACGGGAAUUUGAGCGACCCCGAUACGUCGGUCGCCUUCGGCGCGCAGUUCCUCAUCGACCACCGGCAGCGAGACUUUUACCCGCCGUUCACCGAGUACAUCGACGUGGCGAUCGCACGGCCCGUCUACGUCGUCCGGCUCGAGAUUGGCUCCCCGCGAGGGAUGGGACAGGUCGUAAAGAUCCUGGCCCAGAGUCCGGACGGCUCGUGGGUGGAGGUAUACUCGGGCAAGCCGCAGCGCGAGGUUGCGACGAAAGACCGGCAUUGA